AUGUACAAGAACCUGCGACAGGAAUUCCUGACAGCUCGCAUCACUUGUGCGUUUCAGCAUCUUAUGACAAGCGAUUACUUCCCGUAUGAAUCCACCCCAUUCGACGUAUCGCUAUACUUCACCUAUGUGCCUCGGCACUUGGCAAACCUGGGGAUCGUCGGCCCCACUCCGCUGCAGCAUUUGCUUUGCCUGGCACAAGGACGUCAAAAAACGCAUACAUUAUGGCCACAAAAACUAAUCCACUGGCGCCAUUUGCCAGGCUGGGCCCCUCAGUCUACAUCCAAGAUCCAGAAACGCCUGGUACCAUCAGCCCGAAUCAUUUUUGUCCGGAGCUCCUCAAAUGACUUCAUGUUUCGGUCGUCCCAAAGUCAGCGAGCCCGCAUGGUACCGGCCGUGGAAGCAAUGCGCAGUUUUGUGACCCCUGAGAACCCGGUCUACAUGCAGAUGUUCUCGAAUGGAGGGUUGUCCAAUGCCACUCAUCUACUCCAAGCCUGGAAAGAAGCUACAGGAACACCGCUACCUAUCUCGGCAAUGGUUCUGGAUAGCGCACCGGGAAAGUCGAGCUUACGAUCUGGACUAAAGGCUUUCUCUUACGCGCUUCCGAAGAUGUGGAUCUUGCGCUUGCUGGGGAAAGCUAUGCUUUUUGCUUUUUUGGUUUUCUUUAAGCUGGUUCAUGUCUUCUCCAUUUCUCCGGAUCCGAUCUCCCUUGCUCGCAAGGUUAUCAAUGAUACUUCUUUGGUGCGGGCGGCUAACCCGGAGAAGGCUCUAGCUCGCUGCUACAUCUACUCUGAUGCUGAUGAGUUGGUUGACUGGCGGGACACGGAAUCUCAUGCUCUGAAGACGGAGGCUCAGGGCUGGGUGGUUCGUCGUGAACUGUUCAAGGGCUCUCCUCAUGUUGCGCAUAUGAAGGCUGACCCGGAUCGGUAUUGGGGUAUCGUCAAGGAUUAUUUGGGACCUUUGGUUUUGGUUUGA
This is a messenger RNA of Penicillium arizonense, 972 nucleotides long. RefSeq lists its product as uncharacterized. The record is from RefSeq and is a predicted model, not a curated record. The transcript has 2 exons. NCBI's taxonomy places the organism in Eukaryota, Fungi, Ascomycota, Eurotiomycetes, Eurotiales, Aspergillaceae. The coding region runs from base 1 to 972 and encodes 323 amino acids.